UUAGAUUUAGGAUGUUCUCUCACCUCUGCUGGAUUGUGUGGCCUCCGUUUAUGGUGUGUUCAACUCAACUGCAAACAUGAGCCACCAGUGCCACUCCUUUGUGAUCUUCCCAAUGACUCUUCUUCCCAAUGACUCCUCUCCCCUCUUCUUCCUCCCCUCCACUUGUUCCGGUGCUUCCUCUCCGCUUCGCAAGCACAGGUGAAGAGGUGCACCAGCGAGAGCAGCACAACAAGUCAUGUCAAUCGCUACUGUCACCAAUCCAUCUCUCUGUUCAUCCCCUUCCCUUUUCAGAGCACAGCCUACCAGGAGAAGUCCACCCUCCUUUCUCCUCCCCCACUUCUCCUGCACCAGAUCCUAUAAGCAUAGAGGCCUUGUUGCUAGAGCGGAUUCUUCUUCUUCUUCUUCUUCUUCUUCUUCUUCAGCUAUUGAGUCUCAGCCAUCGAAGUCGGACGGUGGGGAGGACGGAGCAGGAGAAGGUGAGGAGUACGAGGUUGAAUUGGAGAAGCCAUAUGGGCUAAAGUUCGUGAAGGGACGUGAUGGAGGCACCUACAUCGAUGCGAUAGCACCCGGUAGCGCCGCCGAUAGGUCGGGGAUGUUCACUGUGGGAGACAGAGUAAUUGCCACAAGUGCUGUGUUUGGCACCGAAAUAUGGCCGGCUGCUGAGUACGGGAGAACGAUGUACACCAUCCGGCAGCGAAUCGGUCCCUUGCUCAUGAAAAUGCAGAAGAGAGAUGGAAAGUUGCCUGAUGCUGGUGAACUGACGGAGAAAGAAAUUAUAAGAGCUGAGAGGAAUGCUGGGUUUAUUAGCGACAGAGUGAGGCAAAUUCAAAUGCAAAAUUACUUGCGGAAGAAGGAACAAAAAGAACGCAGGCAGAAUGAUCUUCGAGAAGGAUUAAAGCUUUACAAGAAUGGGAAGUAUGAAGAAGCUUUGGAAAAGUUUGAGUCUGUGCUGGGCUCAAAACCUGAGGCAGAUGAAUCUUCAAUAGCAAGCUACAAUGUGGCGUGCUGUUAUUCCAAGCUUAAUCAGAUUCAAGCUGGUAUUUCGGCACUAGAAGAUGCACUGGUAGCAGGAUACGAUGAUUUCAAGACUAUACGCAAUGAUCCUGAUCUGGCCAACGUACGUGCUUCGGAGGAAUUUGAACCCCUAAUGAAGAAGUUUGAUGAGUCCUUCAUCAAUGAGAAUGCCAUCAAUGCUAUCAAAUCUCUUUUUGGAAUAUUCAACAAAGACUAAGCAUCUUUUGUUCUCCACAAGACCAGCAAUUGUGUCACUCAAUUCCUGAUUAUUUGGAGCCUUGAAAUGCUCUCAAGAUCUUGGGAAUUGGAUUAAAAAAUUGCAAUACCAGCUGCUUUUUUUCUUUUUUUCCUAUGAUAUAUGGAAUGAUUAUUGUAUAGCUUACUUGUCCUUCCAUUGUAAUGUUAAUUUUUCAGAUAUAUGAUUGAAAUCAUCCUUAGUUUUAUUUGGAUUAAAAGGAGAACCUUCUUUAUCUUCA
This is a messenger RNA of Musa acuminata subsp. malaccensis (wild Malaysian banana), 1490 nucleotides long. Its product is annotated as protein MET1, chloroplastic. The record is from RefSeq and is a predicted model, not a curated record. Lineage: Eukaryota; Viridiplantae; Streptophyta; Magnoliopsida; Zingiberales; Musaceae. Gene Ontology annotation, molecular function: protein binding.